This is a messenger RNA of Ctenocephalides felis (cat flea), 2101 nucleotides long. RefSeq names its product laccase-2-like. Bases 68 to 2101 code for a protein of 677 amino acids. Gene Ontology annotation, cellular component: plasma membrane. Gene Ontology annotation, molecular function: copper ion binding; oxidoreductase activity. Gene Ontology annotation, biological process: iron ion transport. NCBI's taxonomy places the organism in Eukaryota, Metazoa, Arthropoda, Insecta, Siphonaptera, Pulicidae. The transcript is spliced from 13 exons. The record is from RefSeq and is a predicted model, not a curated record.
CUUAUUCGCCGGAUAUUCCUGGUGCAUUCAAGUGAUCAAAAGUGAAUCCGUUGAAAUUUGAAUAAAAAUGAGUGGAAAAGUAUUUAGUGAUAUUUUUAACAAAAUUAUGCUGUGUACUUUUAUUUUAUUCGGCAGUUUAUGUCUUGUUUCGACUAGUAAUUCAACAGAAGAACUUGAUCAAAUAUUUGAAUAUGUUCCACUUAAUGGAUCAGAACAUCCGUGCAUCAGGCUAUGUGUGAAAGACACACCAAAGAUGAUUUGCAGGUACCAUUUCAAGAUUGAAGAAUACCGGACUAUGAGCAAGGCAUGCUUUGACUGUCCUCACAAUAUUCAGGAUUGCGAUAGACCACAUUGUGUUCAUGCUGACGGAGUCCCUAGAGGAGUUGUCGUUGUUAAUAGACAAUUACCUGGCCCAAGUAUACAGGUUUGCCGGGGAGAUACAGUUAUAAUCGAUGUAGAAAAUGAAUUGAUGACGGGAAGUACCUCUAUACAUUGGCACGGUCAUCAUCAGCGUGACACACCAUAUAUGGAUGGAGUACCUAAAGUGACACAAUGUCCAAUUGCACCAGGAACCACUUUUAGGUAUCAAUUUGAUGUUCAACAAGUAGGAACUCAUUUCUGGCAUUCACAUUCUGGAAUGCAAAGGGCUGAUGGUGCCUUCGGCUCAUUUAUCGUACGAGAACCAGUUGAAACAAACCCUCACGCUGAUCUUUACGAUUAUGAUUUACCAGAGCAUGUGUUGGUAAUCUUAGAUUGGGAACACCAACUUGGAAUGGAUAAAUUUUUGGCACACCAUCAUGGAGGUGGUAAUAACAAACCACCAAGUCUACUAAUUAAUGGGAAAGGCAGAUUUCGAAGAUUUCCUCUUAACAAAACCGAGGAAAAUGCAACUGAUGUACUUUAUACACCGACGGCAAGAUUUACAGUGGAACCGGGAUUUAGAUAUAGAUUUCGGGUCAUUAACGCCGAGUUUCUAAAUUGUCCCAUAGAAAUUUCAGUUGACAAUCAUACAAUGACCGUAAUCAGCACAGAUGGUUUUGAUACACAACCUGUUGAAGUGGAGUCCUUGGUAACCUAUGCUGGAGAACGAUUUGAUUUCAUAAUCGAUGCCGAUCAAGAUACCGACAAUUACUGGAUUAGAAUGCGAGGACUUAUGGAUUGUGACUCUAGAUUUACAAAGGCUCAUCAAGUUGCAGUUCUGCACUAUGAUGGAGCUUCCGAUGAUGAACCUGACUUAGAACUCAGCUGGGAACUCAAUACCAAAGAAGGCCUGCAACUUAAUGCUCUAAAUAAAGGACCAGGACAUAACGAUACAAUGACUGUUGCCGAAAUGAAAUCUGUGGUUCCGACAGAUCCAAGCCUAAAAGAAACUCCAGACUACAAAUUUUUCUUGUCGUAUGAUUUUCAUGCUAAAAAUAAUCCAUUAUUCCAUCAGCAAGGAUUGUACGGAUUCAAUCAAGUUAAGGACAAAAAAUAUCGCAUAUAUACACCACAAAUAAAUCAUAUAACGCUAAAACUGCCACCAUUCAAUAUGCUAUCAGGAAGAUCACAAUUUACGUCUGAAUCAUUUUGUAAUGCAACAUCCAUGGCUAACGCAAAAUGUGUGACAAAUUUCUGUUCCUGUACUCAUGUUCUGAGUGUCAAGUUGAAAAGUGUAGUCGAACUAAUAUUAGUAGAUCAAGGUUUCACAUUCGAUGCAAAUCAUCCUUUCCACCUGCACGGUCAUGCGUUCAGAGUAGUUGCUAUGAAUAAAAUUGGACCUCAUGUUACAACUGGACAAGUUAAAGAUUUAGAUGAAAUGGGUUUAAUUAAAAGAAAUUUAAAUGAUUCGCCACCACUAAAAGACACGGUUACCGUACCUGAUGGCGGAUUUACUAUUCUAAGAUUUUAUGCAGACAACCCAGGUUAUUGGCUGUUCCAUUGUCAUAUAGAAUUUCAUGUAGAACUAGGAAUGGCCCUUGUAUUCAAGGUGGGCGAAGAUGAUGAGAUGCCACCUACUCCUAAAAAUUUCCCACAGUGCGAUAAUUGGAUUCCGGAGGACUUAAAAAUUGAUAGCAAUUCGACAGAAACUUCUGGGUCCGCAUGCAGUAUGGUUAUAUAG